This is a messenger RNA of Sebastes umbrosus (honeycomb rockfish), 1461 nucleotides long. It is a transcript of the gene tex9, whose product is annotated as testis expressed 9. The transcript is spliced from 12 exons. The record is from RefSeq and is a predicted model, not a curated record. Bases 14 to 1312 code for a protein of 432 amino acids. NCBI's taxonomy places the organism in Eukaryota, Metazoa, Chordata, Actinopteri, Perciformes, Sebastidae.
ACAAGUAGUUGCUAUGCAACCAGAAGUAGUUGCUAUGCAACCAGAGCCGCGUCGUCUCCCUGUGACAAUGGCUGAGAGAAGUUGUGAUAAAAAGCUCCGUCCGGCUCAGCGCGUCGUCUCACAGCCCAAGAAACGUCCGUCUUCUAGCAGUAAGGCUGAGAAGUCCAAGAGGGUUGAAGUAAGACCGCAGGCAAAAUCUGCCUCUGGUCCAGCAAAGAAGCACACUGAUGACCUUUUUGCUAAGGAAGAACAAUACAAACUCUUAAAUGCAGAGCUGGAAGCCAAAACAGCAGAUAUAGUAAGACAGGCAGAACAACUUAUGAGAGAACAGAGUGAAGUUCUGUCCAAACCCUUAUCAACACUCCUGCUCACAGACAUUGAGGAUGAAGACGAGUCAAGGAUAAUAAAGCCUCAACAGUGCACUGUGCAGGAGCCCGGUGUCGGUGUGAAGAUGGUGAGCACAUUAAGAGUCACAUCAACAUCACACAACAUGAGCACUGUAAAACAAAGGAAAGAGCCUCACAGAAAAACAGCAACCCCAAAGUUGUCUCAUGUGGAUGAAUUAGCCGCUGUAGGAGACUCAGCUGAUGGUUUCCUGGCAAAGACGAUACGUAGCAUGGAGGAGAAGAUGAACGACACCGUGAUUCAAGAAAAUGUUGUGGAGGAUGUGGCUGACGCUGAUGACAAUGUAGGAUCAGCUGUUUCAGAUGCUCAAAUACGAGUUCUGAAGGCAAAACUACGGAUCAUGCAAGAGGAGCUGGAUCAACUCUCAUGUGAAUACUAUAAGAAGGACGAUGAAAACGCUAAACUUGGUGCAAAAAUUAAGGAGCUGGAGGAUGAUCGAGCCAGACUGCAGAAAACAACAAACAUCCAGCAGACGCAGAUCGAGAAGCACAGAGCGUUAGCAGGGGAGUCUGACAAGAAAUGUGAUGGUCUUCAACUGCAAGUGUCUGCUUUACACAAGGAAAUAGAAAAUUUGAAUAGAUCCCACAAACAAGCAGCGGCCGUCCACGGCACCGUGGAGGUUCGUCUGAACAGAGCGUUGGAGGAGGUCGAGAGGUCAAAGACUCAACUCAACAAGAUGAAACAGAUGAACAAGGACAAGAUAAGCGAGGAACAUCAGAGUAAAGAAAAUCUACUCGCUGAAAACAAAAUGCUAAAAAAGCAGAAAGCAGAGCUCAUCGUAGGAUUCAAGAAACAGCUCAAGCUGAUUGACAUUCUCAAAAGACAAAAGAUGCAUUUUGAAGCUGCCAAGCUGCUGUCGUUCACAGAAGAGGAGUUCAUGAAAGCUCUGGACUGGGGGAAGUCGUAAACACUGAGAGGUUCAGAUAUAUAGAAGACUUUGAGUUCAGAGUGAAUUCAGAUGUAGGGAUUAUUUCCUAAUUAUUGUCACAUUUAGGCACCAGACAAUAUAUUAAGAUACUGUCAGCAGCACAGUCCUAAUAAAAACAUGUCACUAAA